UUGUGGGAGUAGUUUUAGAGACAUGGAGCUGCUGAACGUGACGGAUCUGACCGCCAAACCAGUUUCGCUUCUGUCCAACUGCACCGUGGACACGAGCUACCGCUUCACCUUCUACCAGGUGUCCUACAGCGUCAUCUUCCUGCUGGGGCUGGCCACCAAUGGCCUGGCCGUGCGCCGGCUGUGCGUCUCCCCCGGCGCCAUGAACAGCACGGCGGUUUACAUGGCCAGCCUGUCGGCCGUCGACUUGUUCUUCGUGAUCUCUCUGCCUCUGAGGAUCUACUACUACCACCAGAGGGCCCGGGCGUCCGGCUGGACCCCCGGCGCGGCGUACUGCCAGGUCACCUUCGUCGUCAAAUACAUCAGUCUGUACGGGGGCAUCUUCUUCCUGGUGUGCAUCGCGGUGGACCGCUACUGUGCGGUGGUGCGACCGCUGGCGUCGGCGGCGCGCCGGCUGCGCGUGGCCCGGGCGGUGAGCGGCGGGAUCUGGUGCGUGGUGCUGGGGCUCGGCGUGGGCCUGCCUCUGCUGCGCUCGGCGGCCGCCCGUCCGAGCGAGCCGUGCCUGCUGGACCCGUCCGAGCGCCGCCACCGCGCCGUCAUCCUGGCCGUGCUGGGCCUGGUGCUGGCGGCGUUCCUGCUGCCGGCGCUGCUGCUGCUCUACAGCUACUGCAGGGUGCUGCGGGUGCUGCGCCGGCCGAGGCGCCGCCGCUGCCGCCGCGGCCGCCGGCGCACGCUGACGGUCAUCUACUGGGUGCUGGCCGUCUUCUUGCUGUGCUUCCUGCCCUACCACGUCAACCUGCUGGGGUACACGCUCACGCACGUGGAGCUGCUGCCCCACUGCGGCCUGGCCAGGCUCACCAAGGCCGCGCACCCCGUCGUGCUCUCCCUGGCCAGCUUCAACUGCUGCCUCAACCCGCUCGUCUACUACUUCUCCAGCAGCCUGGUGCACAGGGAGACGCCCAGCGGCGGAGGCAGCGGCAGCCAGUGACUCACACUGAUCACAGGAGGACCAAAAAAGAACUAAAAAUCCCUUCAGUAGACCAGAAAUCUGCAAAUUAGCAAAUAUACCUGCAGUCAUUUGUUCGCCAGUGACUGUUAGGCUUGAAAAUCGGCGUAAUAAAAAGCCUCAGCUGCAAUUUGCUCUCUUUCAUAUCAGACUUCACAGAUUUCUCUUUAAGCCUUCGCAGCCGUCCUCACAGCGGUGGCUGUCACUGUGAGACUUCCUCAGUUCCUCGAGAGAAACUCCUUCCUCCCCGCUGCGUAACAGCAGUGAAUCAAAGGUGCCAGAGCACCUGGCUCUUCAAGAGGAUCCCAGACGGGUUUGAUUAAUUAAUACAACUAAUUGCAACCAUGGGAAUAAGAUCUGCGCUCAGACGA
Salarias fasciatus (jewelled blenny) is the source of this 1374-nucleotide messenger RNA. Its product is annotated as lysophosphatidic acid receptor 6. Gene Ontology annotation, molecular function: lysophosphatidic acid receptor activity. Gene Ontology annotation, cellular component: plasma membrane. NCBI's taxonomy places the organism in Eukaryota, Metazoa, Chordata, Actinopteri, Blenniiformes, Blenniidae. The coding region runs from base 23 to 985 and encodes 320 amino acids. Gene Ontology annotation, biological process: positive regulation of Rho protein signal transduction; phospholipase C-activating G protein-coupled receptor signaling pathway. The record is from RefSeq and is a predicted model, not a curated record. The transcript has a single exon.